AUGGAGGAACUCUCAGAAGCAGCCCGUGAAGUUAUUACCUCUCUGCAAGCUCUACCAGAGGCUCCAGAGCUACAACGAGCUAAAAUUGCCAUAAUUGGGGGUCUCGCACUUCGAUAUUACGCCCCGGGUUUCCGGUCUACAAAAGAUGUUGAUAUCCUAAUUUUCGAUCGGGACCAUCCGAUCUGUACUCGGAAUGUCCAGGCUAAAUUAGCCUCCCGCUUCCCGGACAAGUUCGAAUACGUACGGGAGCCAGUAUCCUACUGUCUCGAUAUCCCGGAUACGACCAAGGUGGACUUCAUCCCACAGGAGUUGCCACCAUACCUCCCGGUUGACGCGCUAACCCUGGAGGAGGUGGACCCAAACCAUCUUCCUUUUCUUUCCCUGCCGCACCUUCUUGUCUACAAAAUUAACAGCUGCGGCAUGCGGCCCACAUCUGACAAGAAAAAACAGGAUGCAGAGGACGCGCGCGAGCUAGUCGAUAUUCUGUCUCGGCAGGGGGCCAUAACCCUUGAUGACUCGCAGAAACAGGCUGUCUUGUCGGCACGAGCAAAGAUCUCUCACGUCGUCAGGGACGUAAGCAAUGACAAGCGACCUAAAUUGGUCAAUGUAGCCCUCGCCUACGUGACGCAAAAGGCGCUCUAUGUCUUCUCUAUCGUCGGCGGGAGGAAGGCCGAACCCCUCUAG
This is a messenger RNA of Aspergillus viridinutans, 684 nucleotides long. RefSeq lists its product as uncharacterized. NCBI's taxonomy places the organism in Eukaryota, Fungi, Ascomycota, Eurotiomycetes, Eurotiales, Aspergillaceae. The record is from RefSeq and is a predicted model, not a curated record. The transcript has 4 exons. The coding region runs from base 1 to 684 and encodes 227 amino acids.